Verticillium alfalfae VaMs.102 is the source of this 693-nucleotide messenger RNA. RefSeq lists its product as hypothetical. The transcript has 2 exons. The record is from RefSeq and is a predicted model, not a curated record. Lineage: Eukaryota; Fungi; Ascomycota; Sordariomycetes; Glomerellales; Plectosphaerellaceae. The coding region runs from base 1 to 693 and encodes 230 amino acids.
AUGCUUGCGACAAAAGGGUUCGCCAUCAGAAGUGCUGGUGAUGCCAGUAUCAGCAACAGGAAGCCGGCCCUUUACAGAGGAGACUUACCAGAGAACACGUUCAUGUCGCUGAACACGGUAUGUGGCAACUACGGACGUUCGUCCACGAGCCUUCGAGCCCGCCAGCAACACAUGAAUGCCCUCGGCCACCGGUUCCCGAGUACGAAUGCGACACAUGUGACCGUCAUUUCGACAGCUCGAAGGAUGCGGCCCAGCACAUGGACACACAGGGCCACUGGGGGGACGAGUGCGUUCGCUCCACGGAAAUGUCCUGUGAAUUCUGUUUCGACUUCUUCGGCGAUAUUGAACAACACAAGGUGGACUACCACUGCUACUGUCGCUCAUGUGACCGACCGGGCCUACAACAACCUCAUCAACGCAUGGGAGACUGACCUCUGCCACCAAGUCUUCAACCUGCGAUCCUCACUGAACCAGCAUCUGAACUCUCCAGCCCCCCAGCAGGCGCUGUAUCACUGUCCAAAGCAUGAGAUGCCGCAGGAAGUUUGCAAUGCCGGAGCACUGUUCAACCGCCUAGAGAGCGAGACAUGUGGCGCGAUGCGCUUUGAUGACGUUGAACGACAUGCGCAGGCCAUGCUGAAUCCCGAUCGGCUUCUCAACUAUUCUCAGCGUCGCAAGGUUCCUCGUAAGAUUUGA